AUGAAUGCUUUCAAAAAUUUUAAAUCAUUUUUAUUAGUUAUUUGCUUGUUUCUAUCGUUUGCUUUAUUUUACAUAUCUUAUUUUUAUUUUAUCAAUGGAGUUUUUAAUCCAGCAGUUAGAUUGGUUUUCCUUGGAAGCCAAAUUUCCGAUCGUGAUAUAGUUUAUGAAAAUUCUAUAAUUCAAUCAAUUAGGUUUUUAUUUUUUAAAAAAAGUUAUUUCAAUAUGUCCAUAUUACUUCUAUUUUCAAUUAUUAUACCUAUAUUAAAACUUAUUAUGGUUAGUGAUAAUUUUUAUAGUAUUAUUAAAUUAUAUAUUUUAAAAAUAAAUAAUAAAGAAACAAAUGACAUAAAUCUUAUUAAUAUAAUGAAUGAAAAUAACACACUAAUAUUAAAAAAAUUUAGAAUUUUGAGUUCAAUAUCUAGGUUUCAAUUUGUAGAUGUUUUAAUAUCAGUAUUCAUUGUAUCAUCACUAAAUUUUUAUUUGAUAGAUGCGGAAAUGCUACAUGGAGGAUAUCAAUUUCUAAAUUAUUGUAUUUUAUCGACUAUAUCAUCUUUCUUUUUAUUAAUGUUUGCUUCAAUUAAAAUUCAAUUAUAUAAAAAGGAAAAUAUAAAAAUCUAUCCUCUUCUUCCUGAAAAAUAUUUAAAUUCAAAUAGAUCUAAUUCUAUGUUGUGUCUCACUAAAAUGGAGUGUUGUAAAAAAAUUAGUAAAAUAAAUAAUGAUAGUGAUAUUCAUGAUUGCAUAAAAAAUGAUAAAAAUGGAAGCAAUUUAAAAAAUAAGGAGGAAGGGGAAGAUUUAACAAAUGAAAACAUUAUUGAAUAUUCAUUGCUAAAAAAUGCAAAUGGUAUUCAUAAUGGAAAUAAUAGAAUCAAUGAUAAGGAAGAAAUAAAUAGUACAUUAAAUGAAUUUAAUAAUACUGAUAGGAAUUUUAUUGAAGAUGAAAAAAAUGAAAACCAGUUUCUUUACUAUGAUAAAUUGCAAAAUUUAAAUAGUAUAAAUUAUGUAUAUAAAUUAAUAAAAAAUAAUGAUGCUUACAUUUAUUUAAAAAAGAAAAAAUUUAAUUCUUUAUUGAAAUCAAAUUUCAGCACAAAUGGUUUUAAUAUCCUAAAAUUGCUAUAUGCACUUUUUUUAUGUUUUUAUUUAAAUUUUUGUAUUUAUUUGAUAAUAAAUGAAAGGUCUAAAAUUUUUGGAAUAUAUACAUAUUUAAGUUAUUUUAAUUUUAACAUUGAUGGGAUUUUAAUUGACUAUAAUGAUAUGUUAAAUACAUUAAAAAUUAAGAUAGACAAAAAUUAUAUUUAUACUUUUUUUAUGAUACUUCCAUUCAUUUUUCCUAUAUUAAUUUGCUUUUUCUUUUUUUUGAGUGUAUUGUUUUUGAAUAUAUAUUAUAUUAAUUUCUCAAAUUUUUAUAAAAAAGUUUCUCCAAUGAAUAAUGAAUUAGUUUUUGAUCCAGAGAUAGGAGAAAAUCAGAAAGUAGCAGUUUCAGAAAAAUAUAACUAUUUAUAUAUUAAAAAAGAAAUAGAAAAAAAUGAUAGAUUAUCAAAUACAUCUGAUGAUUUAUCUUCACCUAAUGAUAGUAGUACCAUUCCUAGUAGUAAAAGUGAAGAUAUAAAUACUAAUUUUAUUUAUGGAAGAGUUCUGAAUAUAUACUUUUCUUUAUCAGUUUUCUUUUGCUCUGUGUAUUCUUUUUUUCUACACUUUUCACUUGGAGAAAUCAUAACAAUAUCUAUAUUAACAUUUUAUCAAAUUGUUAAACGCACAAAAAAUUUGAAUAUUAUUACAUUAUAUAAGAGUAACAAAGUAAAAUUUUGUAAAUUAUGGAUAUUUUUAAUAUAUGGUAUUCUUUGUUUUUCAAUGUAUUUAUAUGUGAGACAAUGGAAAAAAUACUUAAAUAAGUUAAGAAAAACUAAAAAGAAGAUAUUAUUAUUUGAGAAAAAUAGAUAUAGUGAAAUAGUUGAUUUUAAUAUUCAGAAAAAUGAAAAUUGUGAUAUUCCCAUUUAUUCUUUUUUUUUCAAAAGUAUAUUUAAAAGAAAAGUAUAUAGUAAAAGUUUAAAUAAGCAAAAAGAACAUACAAAUACUAUGUGUUUGAACAAUAGAGAGUUUAAUGAAAUAGAUGAGAGGUAUGAUAAUACUGUGGAAGAUAAUGAGGAACAUACAGAUUUAGAUUCAAUUGGUAAUAAAAGAAACUUAUGUAAUGAAAACAAAAAAGAAUUAUUUAUAAGCCCUUUAUCUGAUAACAAUGAAAUUCUUAAUAGUUCACAAAAAAAAAAAUAUGAAGAGAGUAACCUUAAUAAUUUUAAGAGUAAAAAUCUUAUGUAUUUUAAAAGUAUUAUGCCCAUUAAAUCAAUUUUAUUGUUAAAUCUAGAAAAAAGAAGGAAAAAAAAUAAGAGAGAUAGAUUAUCAAAAAUAUUAAUAUUAGUACAUUUGCUUUUAUUCAUUUUUGUUUUAUUAUUAUCUUUAGUGGCUUUUAUUAAAAAAGAAGACGUUCUUAAAUUUAAAAUAUAUUCAAUUAAUAAAAAAUUGAAUAAUUUUUUUAAAUCAUCUAAAUUCCAUUCCUUAGUUCCCGCUAGUAUAGGAAAAUGUAAAACUAAGAAGUAUAUUGCUAAAUCACCAUGUUUUAAUAUUGGAACUGUAUAUCAUGAACAAAAAACUUUUUAUCAUGCUACUCUUUUCUAUUUAGAAGAUAUAAAUUCAAUAAAUAUAAGAAAUUUGAAUUUUUAUUAUGAUAAAGGAGUAUAUUAUUUAUUAAUAGAUGGAUAUUUUAAGCAUAUUUAUGGCCCACUUUUUUUAAAAUUAUGUUUAGGUUCAAAUUUUUGCCCUAUUAGAACAUAUACUUCCUUAUUAGGAAAUAUGCCAAAUUUUUCAAUUACCUUAACGGCAAAAUGCGAUGAUAAACACCCACCAAAUUAUAUAAGUAAACUUUUUAUUAAUAAUUUGAAAAUUACAAAGAUUGAAAUUGUAAAAGAUUCAGGUUUAAUUGAUAAUAUUGAUAUAAAAUUAGAUAAUGUGGAGAAGCUUAUCCGAAAUAAAAUUAAUUCUAUGUUAGCUAAAAAAAAAAAGAUUAUAAAAUGGAGAAAUCGUAAAUAUCAUCUUGAGGGUUUUAUAAAUUAUUUGAUAACAAGUAAUGUAUUAUCUAGUUUUUCUUGCGAGCCUUUAUAUAAUUAA
Plasmodium relictum is the source of this 3159-nucleotide messenger RNA. RefSeq names its product conserved Plasmodium membrane protein, unknown function. NCBI's taxonomy places the organism in Eukaryota, Apicomplexa, Aconoidasida, Haemosporida, Plasmodiidae. The transcript is spliced from 2 exons. The record is from RefSeq and is a predicted model, not a curated record. Bases 1 to 3159 code for a protein of 1052 amino acids.